Molecule: messenger RNA, 1104 nt
Organism: Spodoptera littoralis (African cotton leafworm)
Lineage: Eukaryota; Metazoa; Arthropoda; Insecta; Lepidoptera; Noctuidae
Source: the annotation of a GenBank genome assembly
AUGAGUACAAUAUUGGAGAAAAUUGCGGCUAUAGAGUCCGAGAUGGCUCGAACGCAAAAAAAUAAAGCCACAGCACUUCAUUUAGGUCUACUUAAAGCCCGGUUAGCUAAAUUAAGGCGAGAACUCAUCACUCCCAAGGGUGGCGGCGGUGCGACGGGCGAAGGUUUCGAUGUCGCCAAAACUGGUGAUGCCCGUAUCGGGUUUGUAGGGUUUCCGUCUGUAGGGAAAUCUACAUUGCUAUCUAACCUGGCUGGAGUGUACUCAGAAGUGGCAGCAUACGAGUUCACAACCCUGACAACAGUCCCGGGGUGUAUCAAGUAUAAGGGAGCUAAGAUUCAGCUGCUCGAUCUCCCUGGUAUUAUUGAAGGUGCUAAAGACGGCAAGGGUCGUGGUCGUCAAGUAAUCGCCGUCGCCAGAACAUGCAGUCUUAUAUUCAUAGUACUUGAUGUACUAAAGCCAUUGCAGCACAAGAAACUCAUUGAACACGAGUUGGAAGGCUUCGGACUGAGGUUAAACAAACAACCACCGAACAUACAUUUUAGGAAAAAAGAUAAGGGUGGAAUUAAUUUGAAUACUACUUGCCCACAAACUGAGUUGGACAUAGAAACAGUGAAGACAAUUCUAUCAGAAUACAAAAUUCACAAUGCUGACAUAACUCUCCGGUACGAUGCUAACAGUGACGACCUGAUUGAUGUGAUUGAAGGAAACCGAGUGUACAUGCCUUGUAUUUAUCUACUCAAUAAGAUUGAUCAAAUCAGCAUAGAAGAAUUGGACGUUAUUUACAAGAUACCUCAUUGCGUACCCAUCUCUGCUCAUCACAAAUGGAAUUUCGAUGACUUAUUGGAAAAGAUGUGGGAAUAUCUGAAGCUUAUUAGGAUAUACACCAAGCCUAAAGGACAGCUGCCUGACUAUAAUGCGCCUGUGGUAUUGCAUGCGGACCGCACCAGCGUUGAAGAUUUCUGUAACAAACUCCAUAGGUCCAUUGUAAAGGAAUUUAAAUAUGCUCUUGUCUGGGGGUCUUCUGUAAAGCAUCAGCCGCAGAAAGUUGGUAUCGACCACGUGCUAUCCGACGAAGAUGUUGUUCAAAUCGUGAAGAAAGUCUAA